This is a messenger RNA of Phlebotomus argentipes, 2272 nucleotides long. RefSeq names its product ecdysone 20-monooxygenase (gene shd). The coding region runs from base 572 to 2116 and encodes 514 amino acids. The record is from RefSeq and is a predicted model, not a curated record. Gene Ontology annotation, molecular function: monooxygenase activity; oxidoreductase activity, acting on paired donors, with incorporation or reduction of molecular oxygen; iron ion binding. The transcript is spliced from 6 exons. Lineage: Eukaryota; Metazoa; Arthropoda; Insecta; Diptera; Psychodidae.
CCUCUCGUCGUGUAUUUGGUCAACUUGUCCGAUUGGUCGUGUACAUUUUAACGUUAUUUUUCCAACCGAUGAUGCCGCUCCAUGUGAGAAUACAAAUCUCACUCUCAUGCCUGUCUUGUGCCUCUAUCGCUGUGGACUACAAGUCUUCCAGCACACCGGGAAGAGUGUCAUUUAGAGCCGGAGUGUCUGCUCGUCCAGAACUUCUCUCGCUCCUCCGCACUCCCGCGACUCCCUCCCUCUGGCCACCCAACCACGCGCGCGUCCACCGAUCCCGGAAACUUGUGCCUCCCAUAACGGACUGCGCCGCAUCUCGCUCUCCCACAGUGGCCAGAGAGGUCUCUGGCAGCAUCCUUCCCUCGUGUGCCGCGAAAAAGUGCGCAAUCAUCGUGAAAAGUGAGUCCCUUCGUCGCCGCCCAGCGUGAAUUGUGUGUACGUGUUGGCAAAGAGUUCCGGGCGUGAGGAGAGUGGCGAUUAUUUGCUUAGAAAAAGAAUCACCCGAUCGGCCGAUUGGCAAAAGAAGCGUACAAGCAACACUCUCUUUUGGCUGCCUUACGAGCUCCCAGUCACAGAUAUGUCUGUAACCCUGAUCCUCAUCUACAUUGUAGCAGCUUUUGUACUCUGUUUGUUCUUCCGCAACCACCUUCUGCAUGCUAUCAUCAAAUGCAAGCAAUUCGAAACGUCUCACGUGACGAGCGAUAAGGAUAUUUACAACAUUCCAGGACCCACGAGAUUUCCCAUUGUCGGGACAAAAUGGAUCUAUUUCUGGCACUACAAACUCAAUCAGCUGCACAGCGUCUACAAGGACCUCAAUCGCCGAUAUGGCAGAAUAGUGCUGGAAGUGGGAGACGGGAUCCCAGUAGUUCAUCUCUUCUCCAAGCAAGACAUCGAGAAGGUCCUCAAAUACCCCAGCAAAUAUCCCUUCCGGCCACCUUCGGAGAUCUUUGUCUACCACCGAAGAGCGCGGAAGGAUCGCUACUCCUCCUGCGGAAUCGUCAAUGAACAAGGAGAAACGUGGCACAAAUUGCGUUCUGGUCUCACGCCAAAUCUCACCUCACCGCGAAUCCUUAUCGGCUUCCUGCCGAUUCUCAAUGAGAUUUGCGACGACUUUAUCGAGCUGAUCAAGAUCAAGCGCAACAGCGACAACGUUGUGGUGAACUUCCAGGAAUUGGUGAACGCUUUGGGCCUGGAGGCGCUCUGCGCGCUCCUUCUGGGCCGCCGCAUGGGCUUCCUGGCUGAGAAUCCCUCUGACCAGAUGAGGAGUCUCGCCAGUGCCGUCAAGACACUCUUCAUCACCCAGCGAGACUCCUUCUUCGGCACGGGCUUGUGGAAAUAUCUGCCCACGAAGACCUGGAGAGACUUCAUCAAGAGCGAAGACACCAUUUACGAAACAAUUUCCUCAAUCGUGGACAAGGCGCUGGACGAUGAGAAGCGCGAAUACAACGAUCUCGAUGUGAGGAACAUCUUCUACAGCAUCCUGUCCACGCCAGAGCUCGAUGUGAAGGACAAGAAGUCCGGAAUCAUUGACCUCAUGACGGCCGGAGUGGAGACUCUGGCGCACACGCUUGCCUUCCUGCUCCAGCACCUCUCGCAGAACUCCACCAGUCAACUCCAGAUUGCCGACGAGUUCCGCAACUGCCCGUCCACGCUCUCCAUGGACCACCUCGCCGAGGCGAUGUACACCAAGGCCUGCAUCCAGGAGUCCUACCGACUGUCGCCCACCACCUUCGCCAUCGCGCGCGUCAUCGAGGACACGAGCGUGAGCCUGUCCGGCUACAAUCUGCCCGCCGGCACCUUCGUCCUCUGCCACACCAUGAUCGCCUGCCACUCCGAGGACAACUUCAAGUACGCCAACCACUUCCUGCCCGAGCGAUGGAUCACGGCGGGCAAGGACAGCUCGCGCUUCAAUCUCCGCCAUUCACCCAAUCUCGUGCUGCCGUUCGGCAUCGGACGGCGAUCGUGUCCGGGAAAACGAUUUGUCGACAUGGAGCUCACGCUACUCAUUGCAAAGAUCAUUCGAUCCUUUCAAGUGGAAUAUUGCAGUGAAUUUGACGCCACAUUUGAGUUUCUUCUUGCACCAAAGACUCCUGUCAAUAUUCGUUUCUGCGAUAGACGUUAAAAUUCUGUGCUGUACACCCCGCAAUAUCAUAUUUCAUACUCAAGCAACAAGAGCAUUUAAAAAACAAUCCUGUAUAAAAGCGAGAGAGAGAGAGAUGUCAAUAUUUUGUAGUGAUGUAAUGCAUUUUUAAAAUAUAUAUUUUAUAGUAAAUUUAAU